CAGGGCCGCGCUGGGCUCCAAGGAGGCUGGAGAGGAGGGAACAGCCAGGUCACCCCGUGAUGAUGGGGAUCGGGGCCAGGAGAUGGGAGAUGGUGAUGAUGGUGGCACAGCCCCUCAGGUGUCACUGGAACCAGGGCCUGUGGCAGCAGCUGGCGAGAGGUUGUUGUCCAGCAGCUCCAACCAAGGGGACGAUGCAGAGCCGGGAGCUGAGGCCCGAGAGGAAGAAGAGGAAGAGGAGGAGGAUGAAGACUUUGCCAAGGGUGAUGACCUGACCUACAUGGAUGACCUGCGUGAUGAGAACUAUCACCCAUCCCUGGACAGCGAGUCAGAGCCACAGCGACGCCAGGGCCAGCCCAGGGCUCGCAGGAAGCCCAUCAAGGAGGAGCAGCCCCUGCCCAGACCUGGACCCUUGGAGGAGAAAAGUGGACGGGUCAGGCAGCCACGGGCGAGUGACAAGGACGUGGCUCAGAUCGGCCCCAAGAGGAUCAGGAAGGCAGCAAAGCGCGAGAUCCUCCUGUGUGACUUUGAAGGCUGUGGAAAAAUCUUCUCCAACCGCCAGUACCUGAAUCAUCACCAGAAGUACCAGCACGUGCACCAGAAAACCUUCACCUGCUCUGAGCCCACCUGUGGGAAAUCCUUCAACUUCAAGAAACACCUGAAGGAACACGAGAAGCUGCACAGUGACAAGCGGGAUUACAUCUGUGAGUUCUGCGCACGUUCCUUCCGCACCAGCAGCAAUUUGAUCAUCCACCGACGGAUCCACACCGGGGAGAAGCCCCUCCAGUGCGAGAUCUGCGGCUUCACCUGCCGCCAGAAAGCCUCCCUGAACUGGCACAUGAAGAAACAUGACGCCGACUCCUUCUACCAAUUCCCCUGCGACGUUUGUGGCAAGAGGUUUGAGAAACGGGACAACGUCACCGCCCACAAGAGCAAGAGCCACCCCGGGGGGCUCCCCCAGCCCGAGGGGACCCAGCAGCAGCCCCCGGAGCCCCCCGGGCCCGUGGAGGCCCUGGAGCUGCUGGGGGCUGUGCUGGGGACUGGGGGGGACACAGGGAGGGCCCCACUGGAGUUUGGGGUGGGGGGUGUUGGGGGGGGAUCCACCCCAAGGGCAGGGGAGGGGUGAGGGGGAGUCCUAGAGGGCUCAUCCCCCCCCCCCCAGUUUGGGGGCUGGAGCAAAAUCUGGGAUGAUGCUGGACCCUCCAGGUGCCAAAAAUACAUGGGACAGGCAAAAUCCCAGUUUUUCAGCCAAAUCCUAGAUGAAAUCCCAGUUUUCCAGCCAAAUCCUAGACGAAAUCCCAAGUUUUCAGCCAAAUCCCUUUUUUUUUGCCAAAUCCCAGUUUCCCUCGAGCCCAGCAUUAUUGCCAAAAGUGGAUCCUCAAUAAAGACUUAUUUUGGGUAAAAGUGGGAUUUGGUGCCAUAUUUUUAUGGAAAAAAAAGAUAGAAAAAUUUGGGCGAUUUGGACACAGGCAAAUGGGUUGGAGAGAGGGUGGAGACACCAAAAACCCAGGAACUGGGGACCCAAACUGGGAUGAGAGGGAGAUCCCAGUGAGUCUGUGCCCCCAAACUGGGAUGGGUGGGAGCAGACAUUUGAGCUGUGCCCCCAAACUGGGAUGAGAGGUAAGGCCCAGUGGGGUGUGCCCCAAAACUGGGAGCUCCCAGUGCUUCAAACUUCUCCUUUAAACUUUUAUUUAAAAACUCUGAUUUAAACCAGAAUUUGGACUUACAGAUACUUGGAAGCUCCAAGUUGGGACCAUUUAGUGAAUUGCAAGUGCCCCCAAAACCCGUCAGUACUCCACCCCAGCAGGCUGGGGACAAGGACAUCUCUAUGUCUCCAUCCCCUCCCAAGCAGGAGCAGCUUCUCCUCCUCUCUCCCAGCACCAAAAACCCCCAAGUUAUCAUGUUUUAGGGUUGUUUUUUUGUUUUGCACAGCAACUUUUAUUUCCCCACUAACAGUGACAGGGCAAAGGACACGAACAGCAGCACUGGGAAGGGCACGAGGGGAGCGGGUAAGAUCACACCUGGAACACAGAACCCCCUCCCCAAGCCCCCCCCAGCCCAGCUUUGGGGUGACCUUAAACAUCCCAAUCCCAUUGCUGGGAUCCUGGCACUCCAGGGGCUCAGAAUUUAGGGGGAGAGAAAGGGAGAUGGAAUGAGGGGGUACAGUGGCAGAGAUGAGGAGGCAAAAAGGGACAUGGGGGGAAAUGGGGGGCAAUGGGGAGAUGGGGACACGAGAAGGGGGGGACAGUAGAGGAGAGAGGGAGUCACUCAGCGACAGCAGGCCAGGCUUGGCCCUUUCCCCAGGGAGGAUGGGAUGAGUCAGGAUGGGAUGGGUGAAAAUGACCUGCAAAGCAACGGUGCCCAAACUGGGGAAGGGGGGGUGGAUACGAGACCCCUCCUCUCACACGGCAUUUUAGGGGUGAGGGGGGGACACAAAGCUUUGGCUACUAUUCGAAGUAAGAUGGGAUCAGCCUCUCCCUGUUCCACGGGGCUCCAACUCCAAAGGAAAAAAAACACAAAAUGAACUCUACAGGGGUGUUUAACCAGCAACAAAACACAAAAUGAACUCUACAGGGGGUGCUUAACCAGCAAC
Messenger RNA from Zonotrichia albicollis (white-throated sparrow), 2590 nucleotides. NCBI's taxonomy places the organism in Eukaryota, Metazoa, Chordata, Aves, Passeriformes, Passerellidae. The record is from RefSeq and is a predicted model, not a curated record.